AUGAAGCGACACGGGGCGGAAUCGGAUCAGCGCGCCGCGGCCAUGAUCCAUCCUGGGGAUCCAGACGCGGCGAAUCACGAAGGCAUGGAUCAUACUGGGCUUCCAGACGGCGGAAAUCCGUUACUACUAAAAGAGAGGACGGUAGGCGACUCGUCGGUCCCCGUCUCAGAGACGCCGAAAGGGGCGAGGGAGGCGACCGAGAAGAAUGAGAAGGAUGAGAAAGAGGAGGAUGAUCCGAAGGAGAAGAAGGGGAAGAAGAAGGAGAAGCAGCCGGCGGUGCCGUACUGGCGGCUCUUUUCCUACGCGGACCGCACGGACUGGGCGCUUAUGGCGGUCGGCUCGAUUGGCGCCGUGCUUCACGGCGCCGCGCUGCCGCUGUCGUUCCUGUUCCUGGGGAAAAUGGUGGACUCGUUCGGCUCGAACGACUUGUCCGGCGUGAACACGAGUGCAAGGGUGCGCCGGCUGUACCUGCAGGCGCUGCUGCGGCAGGAGGUGGCGUUUUUCGACCUCGAGGCAUGUUCGGGGGAGCUCAUCACGCGCGUGUCCACUGACGUGCUGCUGCUGCAGGACGCUAUUUCGGAGAAGGUGGGCAACUGCAUUCACUACUUCUCCACCUUCGUCUGUGGCUUCAUAGUCGGGUUCACCAGCGUGUGGCAGCUGGCUCUCGUCAUCCUCGCUGUCUGCCCGCUCAUCAUCGCCACGGGAGGGAUCUAUGCGGCUGUGCUUACGGGCCUCAUGACUCAGGGCGAGAAGGCUUACACUGAAGCAGGGAAGAUAGCAGAGCAGGCGGUGGGGCAGGUGCGCACAGUGCAGUCAUACGUGGCAGAGGACAGGACAGUGGAGGCGUAUGGCCGGGCUUUAAGAGACACGUUCAAGCUGGGCGUCAAGGGCGGAUUAGCCAAGGGAGUGGGUCUCGGAGCCAUCUACGCCCUCUUUUUCCUUUCCUUUGCGCUCAUGUUCUGGUUCUCCGGACUCCUCAUUUCCCAAGGCAUCGGCAACGGGGGGUCAAUCCUCACCACCAUGUUCGCCAUCGCCCUCGGCAGCCUGGGGCUCGGCCAGGCCCUCCCUAACGUCACCGCCUUUUCCAAGGGCUGCGUCGCUGCGUAUAAGAUCUUUGUGACUAUAGCGAGACGGCCGGUGAUCGGUGGGGAGGAGGGGGAGGAGGGGAGCGGUGGGAAGGAGUUGGAGGCGGUGGAGGGGCGGGUGGAGUUUGAGAAGGUGUGCUUUGCGUACCCGGCUCGGCCCGAAGUGCCGAUAUUUAAGGACUUCUCCCUCGCAAUCCCUGCCGGCACCACUGUCGCCCUGGUCGGCCCAUCAGGCAGCGGCAAGUCAACCGUCGUGGCUCUCAUCCAGCGCUUCUACGAUCCGUCAGCUGGCGCCGUCUCAUUGGACGGCACGGAUCUGCGCCAGCUCAGCCUGACGUGGCUGCGCUCCCAGCUGGGCCUCGUCAGCCAGGAGCCGUCCCUGUUUGCCACCAGCAUUCUGGAGAACAUUCGGUAUGGCAAGGAGGAUGCGACACUGGAGGAGGUGGAGGAAGCAGCGAGGAUCGCCAACGCGCACUCCUUUGUGACUGCGUUGCCACACGGGUACAACACACAGGUGGGGGAGAGGGGAGUGCAGCUCUCAGGAGGGCAGAAGCAGCGCAUCGCCAUCGCCCGAGCAGUCGUGCGCAACCCGCGCGUGCUCCUAUUGGAUGAGGCCACGUCAGCGCUGGACAGCGAAUCAGAGCGUGUGGUUCAGGCGGCGCUGGACGGCGGGCUGAUGCGCGGCAGAUCAACGGUUGUGAUCGCACACCGGCUGUCCACGAUCCGGAAUGCAGACAAGAUUGCUGUGGUGGCGGGGGGGAGGGUGGUAGAGCAGGGGACACAUGAAGAGCUUAUGGCGCAUGGGGAAGUGGGGCAGGGGGAAAGGGAAGGGGGAGGGGAGGACGUUGAAGGGAAGAAUGUGGGUAGUGCAAAGGAAGGUGCGAGGAAAGAGGGAGGCGUGUAUGCUAACUUGGUACGCCUGCAGAUGGUGGCAGGGGAGGGUGCACACUCGAAUUCGCAUGCGUUGACCAAUCAGGGCUCAGCAUUGCAGUCGCAAGACCAUUUUGCUGACGUGGACCAAUCAGGAGCAGAGGCGGACGUGGGAAGGAAGAUCUUGAAGGCGCUCAGCUCCCUCUCAGAAUCCUCCCUGCCACGUGGCCACAGUGGGCUUUGCGCUGACGUGGACACUGCUGACGUGGACCCAGUCUUCGCUGCUCGGCUCACAUUGUGCCAUCUCACACCCCCCUCCCCCCUCCCCCUUCCUCUGCAGGUGAUAGCAGCUCUCUACAAUCCAGACACGGACAAGAUGAGGAGGCAGGUCAACAAGUGGGCCAUAGUCUUCACGGCUCCUUCCUCUCACACUGUGCUAUCCCACCCCACGUGCCUUCCUCUGCAGGUGAUAGCAGCUCUCUACAAUCCUGAUACGGACGAGAUGAAGCGGCAGGUCAACAAGUGGGCCAUAGUCUUCACGGCUCUGGGCGUGCUGGCCCUGCCAGUGCACUCGGUGCAGAACUACGGCUUUGGGGUGCCAGGAGAGGCUCUGGUGAAGCGAGUGAGAGAGAAGAUGCUGGCAGCCAUCCUGGGCAACGAGGUGGCAUGGUUCGAUCGGGACGCCAACGCCAGUGGAGCCAUCGCCUCUCGCCUCGCCACCGACGCCACUCUAGUCAAAGCAGCCGUGGCGGACCGCAUUGCUCUCGCCACGCAGAACCUGUCAGUGAUCGUCAUCGCGUUUGUCAUCGGGUUCGUGGUGGAGUGGCGGGUGGCACUCGUCGUCAUCGCCACAUUCCCUCUGCUCAUCUUCGCUGCACUCAUGGAGCAACAAUUUCUUGCAGGCUUCGCGGGCAACCAGAACUCAUCCCACGCGGGCGCCACCACCAUAGCAGCAGAGGCAGUCGCUAACAUCCGCACUGUAGCAGCAUUCAACGCACAGGACAAAAUCCUCGCACUGUUCACUGCCAGGCUGGCAGGCCCCCUCAGGCGCUCGUUCCUUCGCGGGCAGGUUGGCGGGGCAGGUUUCGGGCUGAGCCAGUUUUUCAUGUAUGGGUCAUAUGCUCUAGCCCUCUGGUAUGGGUCGACUUUAAUUCCCAAUACUGCUUCAUACGGCGAUGUGCUUAAAUCGUUUAUGGUGCUUAUAAUGACGUCAAUGGCUAUAGCAGAGAGCAUUACCCUUGCUCCAGAUAUUGCCAAGGGAAGCGUGGCCAUUCGAUCGGUGUUCAAGACUACAGAUCGGACGCCCAAGAUUCUUUCGGACGAUCCGACGGCUGAGGUGAUUUCAACUGUUCGUGGGGAGAUUGAGUUCCGGUCGGUUUCUUUCGCCUACCCGACCCGCCCGGAAACGCCCGUGCUGCAAGACUUUUCUCUCCGGGCAGCGCCGGGGAAGAUGCUGGCGCUGGUGGGCCCGUCGGGCAGCGGAAAAAGUUCUGUUGUGGCCCUGGUGGAGCGAUUCUACGAUCCGACGGCUGGAAGCGUGCGGGUGGAUGGGGAGGACAUCCGGACCGUUCAUCUGAAGACGCUGCGAUCGUUCAUCGGGCUGGUCAGCCAGGAACCCGCCCUCUUUGCUACCACCAUCCGCGGCAACAUCCUGUACGGCCAGCCAGGCGCCAGCGAGGCAGAGGUGGUGGAAGCAGCGCGGGCAGCGAACGUGCAUGGGUUCAUCAGCGGGCUGCCGCAGGGAUAUGACACGCAGGUGGGGGAGAGGGGCGUGCAGCUGUCAGGAGGGCAGAAGCAGCGCAUCGCCAUCGCCCGUGCCAUCCUGAAAGACCCGGUGGUGCUGCUGCUGGAUGAGGCCACGUCAGCACUGGAUGCAGAGUCUGAGGUGGCGGUCCAGUCAGCGCUGAACCGCAUCAUGAUUGGCCGCACAACGAUUGUCGUGGCACACCGCCUCUCCACAAUCUGCCACGCGGACUGCAUUGCUGUGCUGCAGGGUGGGAGGCUAGUGGAGCAGGGCACUCAUAUGGAGCUCAUAGGUGUAUCUAAUGGUGCUUAUGCCACUCUAGUGCAAUUGCAACAAAGGAAUAAGGUGGACAUGUGA
Molecule: messenger RNA, 4056 nt
Organism: Closterium sp. Yama58-4
Lineage: Eukaryota; Viridiplantae; Streptophyta; Zygnematophyceae; Desmidiales; Closteriaceae
Source: the annotation of a GenBank genome assembly